Molecule: messenger RNA, 1158 nt
Organism: Daphnia carinata
Lineage: Eukaryota; Metazoa; Arthropoda; Branchiopoda; Diplostraca; Daphniidae
Product: astacin-like
Exons: 8
Coding region: 145-1029 (294 amino acids)
Biological process (GO): proteolysis
Molecular function (GO): zinc ion binding; metalloendopeptidase activity
Source: RefSeq, a predicted model, not a curated record
CUGGUUUAGCGCUCAAGUAAAUUGUAUAAAUUGGGCAACUAGACUAAUUACAGAGCAGCUUCCUUUGCUUGCGGUGGUUCUUGUUCAGCGGCUAGCUCCUUUCCAUCUGAAUAUAAAGUUAUUGCAGUCAAUCUUGUCUUGAAAAUGGCGCACAAGUUUCUAAUACCUAUGAUUAUUUGUGCGGGAGUUAUCGCCGGUGGAUUUGUUUCCGGGAUGCCCUCUUCGGCGGGUGACUACUAUCCGAUACGCCCGCCACGCCCUCCUCUCUUGCACGACAGUUUCGAGGCUGGGAAUCCACUGACUGAAGAAGAAUUCCAUAGUGAUAUAUCUAGCAAAAGUGGCGAAAUGGAGUUAGAUGAAUCAAGUCUAUGGGAUAAUCAACAUCCUGAGCUACACGAAGGUGAUGUCAUGCUCGCCUCAGGCAAGAAUGCCAUCCUGGGCACCGGUGGGCUAUGGCCAAGCGCGACUAUUCCAUACGUCCUUUCAUCAGCCUACACAUCCGCGCAGCGGCAAAUCAUCGCUUUUGCCAUGAACACCUACCAAAACAAAACUUGCCUUCGUUUUGUUCCACGAACCACUCAAACCAACUACAUCAGGAUCCGAAAAAGCGGUCAAGGCUGCUGGAGCUACGUUGGGCGGAUAGGCGGAGCACAAGAUGUAAGCCUGGAUGACGGAUGCAUUGCCAGCUGGGCACCCGGAGUAGUUAUGCACGAACUUAUGCAUACGGCUGGAUUCUGGCACGAACACAUGCGUCCCGAUCGUGACAAGUACGUUUCCAUCAAUUUGAAUAACGUCAGGCAAGAAUACCGAGGAAAUUUUCAAAAGAUGUCGACAACCCAAGUCACUACGCUCGGACUUGCCUACGAUUACGGCUCAGUCAUGCAUUAUCCAGCAGGGGCUUUUGCAAUAGACCGUAGCAUUCCAGUUAUUAAAGCACUUAUUGGAAGUCCUGUUCUUGGGCAAAGAAAGGGAUUUAGCACGCUGGAUCUUCAAAAACUAAAGAAAUUGUACAAUUGCAAGACUUGUUAGUUGACUGGAUCCUGAACUCCUUUAUAAUCAGCAGUAUAUUUCACUAUUGCUAUAUAAGACUAACGGGCUACAAUGAGUGUCAUACAUAAUGGCUAUUGACAUUCAAUACAUUUCCUUUGUUUAGCAUGA